This is a messenger RNA of Paramormyrops kingsleyae, 3037 nucleotides long. The record is from RefSeq and is a predicted model, not a curated record. Lineage: Eukaryota; Metazoa; Chordata; Actinopteri; Osteoglossiformes; Mormyridae.
UUUUAAUAUGCUCCUCUCUCCAUGCCUUUGCAGAAGUGCUCCAGCACUUCCCAUGAGGGUCGGAUGAACGAGCCCCAGAUGGUGGGCCCCGCCCACAUGCGUCCAUCCUUCGAGCCCCCGACCACCAUAGCCACCGUGCCGCCCUACAUCGGGCCAGACACCCCCGCGCUGCGCACGCUCAGCGAGUACGCCCGGCCGCACGUCAUGUCGCCCACGAACCGCAACCACCCCUUCUUCGUGUCUCUGAACCCCGCCGACCCGCUGCUGGCGUACCACAUGCCGGGCCUGUACAGCGCCGAACCGGCCCUCCGUGAGCGGGAACUGAGGGAGCGCGAGAUGCGCGAGAGGGAGAUCCGCGAGCGGGAGCUGCGGGAGCGCAUGAAGCCUGGCUUUGAGGUCAAGCCGCCUGAACUGGACGGCCUGCACCCCGGCGCCAACCCCAUGGAGCACUUUGCGCGGCACGGUGCGCUGACACUGCCGCCCAUGGCUGGCCCCCACCCUUUCGCCUCCUUCCACCCGGGCCUCAAUCCCCUGGAGCGGGAACGGCUGGCGCUGGCCGGACCCCAGCUGCGGCCCGAGAUGAGCUACCCGGAGCGGCUGGCAGCCGAGCGACUUCACGCCGAGCGCAUGGCCUCCGUCGCUAAUGACCCCAUCGCCCGCCUACAGAUGUUCAACGUGACGCCGCACCACCACCAGCACUCGCACAUCCACUCGCACCUGCACCUGCACCAGCAGGACCCGCUGCACCAAGGUGGUGGUGAAUGUCUUGUGUGUCCCCCAGGUUCUGGGGCCCAUCCGCUAGUUGACCCCCUGGCAGCUGGACCCCACCUGGCCCGGUUCCCCUACCCACCUGGCACCAUCCCCAACCCCCUGCUGGGCCAGCUUCCCCAUGAACACGAGAUGCUGCGUCAUCCCGUCUUUGGUAACCCGUAUGCACGAGACCUCCCUGGAGCGUUGCCCCCACCCAUGUCAGCUGCGCAUCAGCUGCAGGCUAUGCAUGCGCAGUCAGCUGAGCUGCAGCGGCUGGCCAUGGAACAGCAGUGGCUGCAUGGGCACCACCACAUGCACGGGGGUCCACUGCCGGGCCAGGAAGACUACUACAGCCGCCUGAAGAAAGAAAGUGACAAGCAGCUCUAACUUCCUGUCGAGUUGAGGCCUCAGAGAAACAGAAACGUGGGACACUGACUCAGUGCGGAGCUGUGGAGCCUCUUUCCAUUCACACAACAUCCAGUCUGACUUAGAAGGAAGCAUACAGGAAAGGACUUGAUGAAGAUGUUUUUUUUUCUUUGUGUUUUUUUAAACAUUAAUUUGAUGUAUACUUUUUGAGUAUAGACAUCUUCAAGACUUUAUGACUUCAUUGCAUGAAAUACUCCAACAUUCCUACGGUCUUUGUAGGCGCUAAAAAAAGAAAACAAAACAGCCGUACUGGUCACCUUGUCACUGUGCUUAACGUAAACAGAGCGGUUAAGCCAUUACAUCCGAAUCUUUGAAAGUGCUUUCUGAAAUUCAGAUUAUUUUAUUACAUAGGAUAGUUCUCUCCCAUCAACAAAGGUAAAAAUGUUAAGCAUGGCUUUUUUGGCUCUGUAAAUAAUAUAUAUUAUUAGGUGUGAACUUCUAACAAAGAUGUUAAGCCUCCAAUAUUGUAAUUAUCAAGCAUUAUCCCUUUGUCUCAAAGGGGAGCACGAUGGCAUUAUCUGAGCAGGAAACGGGCAAAUAGCAUUAAAAAUACAGAGUGGUUGUAGCUCAUCAGCACAACUCAAGAUGGGGGGUGUCUUCUGUCAUCUUUCAGAACCGAGACAUUUUGGAGACUUUAAUUUCAUCUGCUUGGCUGUAAAGAUUUAUUACAGUGUCAGUCUGACUUAGUGUUUCACGAUGUCUAAAGAGGAGAGAUCCUGUGAGUCAAUGAGUCGUCCAGGGAGCCAUAUGCACUGAAUAUACUACAUAUAUAUCACCAUGGCUUUGGUUUAAUCAAACAUGCACUUUUAACAUAUUGGUUAUAUUGCUUCAUGGGAUUAAAAAAAAAAAACCAUUUCUUGCAUUGAUAUUUAUUGAAUGGGACAGGUGACAUUUAUUUAAAUAAAUUGCAGUGCUGAUGGUGCCAGAUACCGGUCCUGCUUGAUCUUUCCUCAGCAGAACACUGUGGACAUAAUGGAAGUCAACACUUUAACAGACGUCAUCGGCAUACUUGCUUUUAAGUCACAGAAAUUUGUGUGAAUGAAGCUUAAUCUUGUAAUUAUUUCACUUCCUAUCCUCUCGGUUUUCCUGACUGACAUAAUAGGGCUUUAAAAAAAAGAUCUUGAAAUGAAAUAACAUUUCUGGUACCAUUUUCACUGUGAUGCGAGGCAUGCACCCGACGGACACGGUCGGCUGCACGGGAGGUUGUGUUGAAGGAGCGGAUCCGGAACCCGGGACAAAACUGAACUCAGUAGUUUCUCUCGAUGUGGUUUAAUUGCUUCUUCCUGGUGUGUCUUCUGUAGAGUUGAGGGCAGUCAAUAUGCCACUGCAGACUGUUAUGCUAGUUAAUAUAAUACAUAUUCAGACUUGUGUGUCAGUCUUCUUACUUUUAAUGAACAUCAGAGAUGUGCUUGAAAUAACAUUGAGUUUAUUAUGAAAAAUGCAUUUCAGAUCCAGUUCGCUAAUAUUAAAUAUCCCAUCGAAAUAAGUGGAAAACCAGUUGGAUUACUUCCUGCGGUUUCAGUUUGCCUGUCUCUGUCUUGAUACCAUGUUCUCCCCAAACCCCCAUGAUUUUUUAAAACCUUUUUUGCCUUUGUGUAUCAAGCCUAUAAUGUUGAGUGUUGUCAUUUAGCUUCUUGUUUCAGAGUGGCAGUAACAGAAUGUAAAUUCAGACUGCUAAAAAUUUAUAUAUAUACCGGUAUCUUGAAGCUUAUUGUAUAUAUUAGUAGUUCACCAUGGGAUAACACAAUGUAAACAAAAGGUAGAAUAAAAAAAUUUGUGAGUCCUGUGAUUUCUCCAUUUAAGUAUUUUGUAAUUUUUUUGAAAAAAUUGUGGAAUUGAAAUAAACCUAAGUUACACCACA